Molecule: messenger RNA, 2165 nt
Organism: Sorghum bicolor (sorghum)
Lineage: Eukaryota; Viridiplantae; Streptophyta; Magnoliopsida; Poales; Poaceae
Product: pyruvate kinase isozyme G, chloroplastic
Exons: 12
Coding region: 133-1875 (580 amino acids)
Biological process (GO): glycolytic process
Cellular component (GO): cytoplasm; chloroplast stroma
Molecular function (GO): magnesium ion binding; potassium ion binding; pyruvate kinase activity
Source: RefSeq, a predicted model, not a curated record
AGCCAGCCAGCCACCCUGCUUCUCCUUCCUUAAACCCACACACCGCACCGCACGCCACGCCUGACCACCCCAGCCAACCGCCACCCUCCUCACUACCAAUUCCAAUUUCCAAAUCUCUCGCCCGGCUCGAGGAUGGCGGCGCAGGUGGUGGCAGCGGCGGGCACCGCGGUGGCCAGGCCGCUGGGCGGCGGAUCUGGGCUCGACGCGGCGCCCCGUGGCGGCGGCGUGGCGAGGAUGCCAAGGGAGAGGUGGGGCGGCGCUGUGGCCGCGAGGGGACGCCGCGACCGCGAGUCGCAGGUGGUGUCCGUCAUAAGCUGCGCCCCGCGCUCCCAGGCCGAGGUGCUGCCGGUGUCGCCCGACGACGACGCGGCCGUAAAGGAAGAAGCAAACUUCCAGCACCUUAAGGCUAUCCAGCAGCUUGCAACUGCAGCAAAUGGUGUGUGGUCUAAACCAAAUGUAAGGCGCAAGACAAAGAUCGUGUGUACAAUUGGUCCUUCAACUAACACAAGGGAGAUGAUAUGGAAACUUGCCGAGGCUGGCAUGAAUGUGGCUCGGCUUAAUAUGUCACAUGGAGACCAUGCGUCACACCAGAAAGUUAUUGAUCUGGUGAAGGAGUAUAAUGCAUCACAUGCUGACAAUGUGAUUGCUAUCAUGCUUGACACAAAGGGACCAGAAGUUCGAAGUGGAGAUUUGCCUCAACCGAUAUUUCUGGAAAGUGGGCAAGAGUUCACUUUUACAAUCAAAAGGGGAGUUGGGACUGAUACAUGUGUUAGCGUUAACUAUGAUGACUUUGUUAAUGAUGUUGAAGUUGGUGACAUGCUCCUUGUAGACGGAGGAAUGAUGUCAUUCUUGGUCAAAUCAAAAACUGAAGAUUCUGUGAAAUGUGAAGUUAUUGAUGGUGGUGAAUUGAAAUCUAGGCGCCAUCUGAAUGUUCGUGGAAAGAGUGCAACCUUGCCAUCAAUAACUGACAAGGAUUGGGACGACAUUAAGUUUGGUGUGGAUAAUCAAGUUGAUUACUAUGCUGUUUCUUUUGUGAAAGAUGCUCAAGUUGUCCAUGAACUCAAGGAUUAUCUAAGAAGUUGCAAUGCCGACAUACAUGUAAUUGUAAAAAUCGAAAGUGCGGACUCCAUCCCAAACCUACAUUCAAUCAUCACAGCAUCUGAUGGGGCUAUGGUUGCCAGGGGUGACCUUGGAGCUGAACUGCCCAUCGAGGAGGUGCCGCUGUUGCAGGAAGAAAUUAUUAGAAUGUGUAGGAGCAUGGGGAAGGCUGUUAUUGUCGCUACAAAUAUGCUGGAAAGUAUGAUUGUUCAUCCAACUCCAACCCGAGCAGAAGUUUCAGACAUUGCUAUAGCUGUCCGAGAGGGUGCUGAUGCAGUCAUGCUUUCUGGAGAAACUGCACAUGGGAAAUUUCCCUUGAAAGCUGUUAAGGUCAUGCACACUGUUGCCCUGAGAACUGAGGCAACUAUUCCUGGUGGAGAAACACCUGCAGACCUUGGUCAGGCUUUCAAGAACCACAUGAGUGAAAUGUUUGCGUACCAUGCAACAAUGAUGUCAAAUACCCUUCGAACAUCAAUAGUGGUUUUCACUAGGACAGGAUUUAUGGCUAUACUGCUUAGUCACUACCGUCCAUCUGGCACUAUUUUUGCCUUCACAGAUGAGGAGAGAGUUAGGCAACGAUUGGCUUUGUACCAAGGUGUAUGUCCAAUUCAAAUGGAAUUUUCUGAUGAUGCUGAGAAGACAUUUGGCAACGCUUUGUCUUAUUUGCUGAAACAUGGUAUGGUUAAGGAUGGUGAGGAGGUCGCACUCCUUCAAAGUGGUAAUCAGCCCAUCUGGAGAUCACAAUCAACACACAACAUUCAGGUGAGGAAGAUCUGAUGCGGAACGCACAUAGUAUUCAGAUUGUUGAGGACAUCAUUUCUUCUAGCAAACCAGAAGGUCUUGUUACAAUAAUACCGCACUGGUAGUACUGGCAUUGGUGAGAUAGAUAGUACUGAGCUAGUAUUGUGAUUCUUUUCUUAUUUGUGCACUAAUGCAGUUUUCCUUCCAUGUAAAAAGGCCAAUCAAUUUGCCACCCGGUUUUAGCUGUAGCUUGGGAACGCUGUAGGCUUCUUGUUGUAAUACAGUUCGUUCAGUUUGUCAAUGUUAUAAGGACUUUCGCCUCGACA